Molecule: messenger RNA, 1983 nt
Organism: Aureobasidium vineae
Lineage: Eukaryota; Fungi; Ascomycota; Dothideomycetes; Dothideales; Saccotheciaceae
Source: the annotation of a GenBank genome assembly
AUGCCCGUCUUCGAAGAGACCUCUGAUGCGCGUCGGGAUCUGAGGAUCCUACCAUCACGAGCUCUACCACUACCACGCUUUUCACCCAAGACAUCCACGACUGGCGAUGAACGCGAAGUCGUUGUCAUCGGUGCCGGACCAAGCGGCCUCUUCCUCACGCUACUACUUGCCAGAUAUGGAAUAUCAGGAUCGUCCUUACUUUGCUUGGACUCUAAGCCAGGUACCUUGAAGGCGGGACAAGCAGAUGGCCUUCAACCUCGCACACUUGAAGUUUUGCAAAGUCUUGGAAUAGCCUCUGAAAUUAUUGCGGAAGGAUGCCAUAUGGAAGAAGUAGCUUUCUGGAACCCUGCAGCUGACGGCAAGAGUGGUAUCGAGCGAACCUCUUUUGUACCCGAUGUUAACGUUCCGGCACGCUUCCCGUUCGAGGUUACCAUUCAUCAAGGACGAAUUGAGAGAAUUCUUCAAGAGAACCUCAGUGUUUAUGCGCCCGAGGAUACAAUCCGAAGAUCUCAUCACUUCUUGGAUUACACAGUUGACACUGUCAACCACCCAGAGUAUCCCAUACUUGUCAAUUAUGAGCACGAGCUUGAGGACGGGAGUCGCGUGCCCGGCUCUGUUCGUACAAAGUACUUGGUUGGUGGUGAUGGUGCACGUUCAAAGGUCAGAAAGUCUAUGGGGCUUUCACUGGAAGGAGAAACAUCUGAUCACAUCUGGGGUGUUUGCGAUUUUGUCGCUGAUACAGAUUUCCCGGAUAUCCGCAAUCGCUCUGCAGUGCAUUCUGAAGCAGGCUCUAUCAUGGUCAUUCCUCGAGAGCAAAUUGCCACAGGAGAGUAUCUCACUCGUCUCUACGUCCAAGUACCAGGCGAUGUCGAUGCAAAAACAGACCGCACAACGACAACCGAAGACGAAAAGAAGAACGCAAGCAAGAAAAAGCGUGCUGAAGUUACUCUCGAAUACAUCUUUCAGCAAGCAAAUGCUGUUUUCGCACCGUACAAGAUCAAGGUUAGAGAAGGGACUGCUCCGGAUUGGUAUGCCGCGUAUCAGAUUGGCCAGAGAAUGACGCCAAAGUUCUCGUCGAGGACAUCAGAUGGCGUCGAUAGAGUCUUCAUCGUCGGUGAUGCUUGCCACACACACAGUCCGAAAGCAGGUCAAGGCAUGAACGUCAGCAUGAUGGACAGCUAUAAUUUGUCCUGGAAGCUAGCUCACUCGAUCCUCGGUCUAUCUCUCAAAGCUGCUAAAGACAGCGCAGAUACAGUUUUGGAGACUUUCGAACUGGAGCGUGUUGACACUGCCCGUCAACUCAUCGAAUUUGACACAAAAUUCUCGCACAUGUUUUCUGGCAAAAUUGGGUCGGGCGACUCUUCCACCGCAGGACUUACACACGACGAGUUUCUGAAAGUGUUCCGCGAUGGAAGUGGUUUUACAAGUGGCUGUGGCCUUGAGUACAAACCUAGCAAGCUCGUCCGGGCUGCCAAAAGCUCUCAAGAUAUGGUAAUCUCGACAGGAGAUCCGCUUUAUGGUGCUCUCACUCCAGGUAGAAGAGUGCUGAAUGUUGAGCUCAAGCGUUUUGCCGAUAACACUACUCGUCAGCUGCAAGACGAACUGCCAUCGAAUGGACGAUACCGUCUUCUCGUACUAACCAGUACAAACCUUCUUGACCCCUCUGGCUACUCUCAAAAAGCACUUAAAGCAUGCGCCGAUAUUGUAGAAAGUCAUCCGGCUGGCUCAAUUGACCUUGUGGUCUUGCACCCUAUCAAGGAUAGAUUCGAGUGGACGCAAAUUCCGUCAGACGUCAAAAAACUUGCGGAGAUGAGAACCUACGGACUGACGAAGAAGGAAGAUGCUUAUGACGUCUAUGGUAUUUCGAGAGGGGAAGGAGCUGUUGCUGUUGUCCGGCCGGAUGGAUACGUCGGUGUUCUCUGUCGCCUAUCUGCCCCUGGAAUUGCCGAGGACUACUUGGGAGGUUGUUUGGUUACGGUCUGA